Messenger RNA from Manacus vitellinus (golden-collared manakin), 930 nucleotides. RefSeq names its product olfactory receptor 4D9. Gene Ontology annotation, molecular function: olfactory receptor activity; G protein-coupled receptor activity. Lineage: Eukaryota; Metazoa; Chordata; Aves; Passeriformes; Pipridae. The transcript has 2 exons. The annotation marks the transcript as partial. Gene Ontology annotation, cellular component: membrane. The record is from RefSeq and is a predicted model, not a curated record. Gene Ontology annotation, biological process: G protein-coupled receptor signaling pathway.
AUGGAGCCACAGAAUGUGACCAAUCCUGUAAUGGAAUUUGUCCUCCUGGGUUUCAACCACAGUCUUAAGAUUCAGCAAUUCCUCUUCACAGUCUUCUUCAUUGUCUACCUGAUGACCUGGUUGGGAAACAUCACUAUCCUCAUCACUGUUAUCACUGACUUCCACUUGAACACACCCAUGUACUUCUUCCUGGCUAACUUAGCAUUCACAGAUAUAACCAAAUCAUCAGUAAGUACUCCCAUUCUAUUGUCAGGUCUUGUCUCCCAGCACAAAACUGUUCCAUUCAAGGAGUGCAUUCUUCACAUGUUUUUCUUGCACUUUGUUGGUGGUGCUCAAGUCUUCCUUCUUGCAGUGAUGGCAGCUGACCGGUACGUGGCCAUACACAAGCCCUUGCAGUACUUGACAAUAAUGAACUGUGAGGUGUGUUUAGGUCUAGUGGCAGGGUCAUGGGCAGGUGGACUCAUUCACUCUGCAACGCAGAUUGCUCUGCUUCUUCCCUUACCUUACUGUGGACCUAACACUUUGGACAAUUUCCACUGUAAUGUCCCACAAGUGCUGAAAGUGGUCUGCAUUGACACCUACCUGACAGAGCUGCUGAUGGUCUCAAAUGGUGGACUGAUCCUCACAGUAAUUCUUGUCUUUCUGCUCCUUUCAUACACUGCCAUUUUAGUAAAGAUAAGGAGGCAAGUCGCAGAAGGAAAGCACAAAGCUUUGUCUACUUGUGUUGCCCAGAUAAUGGCAAUAAGCAUAACAUUCAUUCCAGGAAUAUUCAUCUAUGCUCGGCCCUUCAAGACAUUUGAACUGGACAAAGUGGCCUCCAUCUUUUUCACUGGGUUUGUUUCAGUGCUGAAUCCCCUGGUCUACACCUUGAGAAAUACUGAAAUGAAAAAGGCCAUCAGGAGACUUGUUUCUAGGAAGAAAAGGAAGGAG